Anopheles coustani is the source of this 1190-nucleotide messenger RNA. It is a transcript of the gene Galphaf, whose product is annotated as guanine nucleotide-binding protein G(f) subunit alpha. The record is from RefSeq and is a predicted model, not a curated record. Gene Ontology annotation, molecular function: GTPase activity; guanyl nucleotide binding; G protein-coupled receptor binding. NCBI's taxonomy places the organism in Eukaryota, Metazoa, Arthropoda, Insecta, Diptera, Culicidae. Gene Ontology annotation, biological process: adenylate cyclase-modulating G protein-coupled receptor signaling pathway. The coding region runs from base 1 to 1155 and encodes 384 amino acids. Gene Ontology annotation, cellular component: heterotrimeric G-protein complex. The transcript is spliced from 4 exons.
AUGCUGCUCAUCGACUGCUUCCGCCGGCCAUCGCACGAACUGCAGGCAAGGAAAAAGCAGUCCUCCAAGGAGAUGGUGCAGAUGCGCAAGUCGAUCCGCGAUCCGGUAAAGAUCCUGCUGCUAGGAGCCGGCGAAUCCGGGAAAACCACCAUCAUCAAGCAGAUGAAAAUUUUACACAUACAAAACAGCUACAGUUUUGAUGAACGGUUGGAGAAGCUGGCGGACAUCUAUGAGAACAUACACGAGUCGAUUUACGAGCUUGUCCGGCAGGUCGUUUUACUGGAUCUCGAGUUCGAUUCCGUCACCAACCAGCGCUGUGCGGAGUAUAUCCUGCGAAUGGGCUCCCAAGCUCCCUGGAAUCUCUCGACAGAGUACGUGCAGUGCGUCCGGCGACUCUGGUCCGACACGGGGGUCAAACGAUGCUACAAACGUUCGAAUGAAUUUCAUCUGAUAGACAGUGUGAAAUAUUUUUUGGAUCGAGUGGAAAAGAUCUCAAUGCCGGGGUACAUUCCGACGAACAGUGACAUUCUGAACUGCCGCAAAACGACGACCGGUAUUCAGGAGACCCGGUUCAAUGUGCGCAUGGCCAACUCGAUGGGUGGCGGUGUGCAGGAGUUUCGCAUGUUCGACGUCGGCGGCCAGCGUCACCAUCGGAGCAAAUGGAUGCAAGCCUUCGAAGGAGUGCACGCGGUACUGUUCCUCAUAUCCUGCGCCGGUUUCGAUCAAACGCUGCGCGAGGAUCCGAAACAGAACCGCCUUUCGGAAGGGUUCGAGCUGUUCCGAGGGGUUUGGCACAAUCGCUUUCUGGCCGAAACCGGUGUGAUUGUGUUUCUAAACAAGCAGGACUUGCUGGAGCAGAAACUGCUGGCGGGGAAAUCGAUAAGGACCUACUUUCCCGAGUACGACGAUUACGUUGCGUUCGCUGAUAAGGAUCAGCUGUACGAUGAGUUGGUGCGCACGCGAUCUUUUAUCAGGUCCAAAAUGGUGGAUAUUACCAACGAACCACCAAGAAGAACCUCACACCUUAUCGGACGAAAGCGUACCUGUUACUUUCACUAUACGGUUGCCACCGACACCCAAAACGUGCGAACCGUUUUUAGCGACGUGCACAGUAUCAUCCUGACGAGAAACCUGUCCAAAGUUGAUGUGUUGUAAUGCCAAGAUCUGCAAAGACUAUCUAAAUAGUAUAC